This is a messenger RNA of Chanos chanos (milkfish), 2083 nucleotides long. RefSeq names its product solute carrier family 38 member 3b (gene slc38a3b). The transcript is spliced from 17 exons. Gene Ontology annotation, molecular function: L-asparagine transmembrane transporter activity; L-glutamine transmembrane transporter activity; L-histidine transmembrane transporter activity. Gene Ontology annotation, cellular component: plasma membrane. Bases 272 to 1849 code for a protein of 525 amino acids. Gene Ontology annotation, biological process: amino acid transmembrane transport; L-glutamine transport; asparagine transport. The record is from RefSeq and is a predicted model, not a curated record. NCBI's taxonomy places the organism in Eukaryota, Metazoa, Chordata, Actinopteri, Gonorynchiformes, Chanidae.
AUUAAAGAAAGAGAGAGAGCCGACUGCUCUUGUCACAGUCAACCAACACAGGGCGAAAAAGCUCCAGAAAAGUCAUAAGGAGAAGAAAGACAUCGCUGGGAAAAGAGGAAGUUCCAAACAGUCGAGGGAGUAUUGGAAAUUAUCGUGGAAUUUCAGCAAACGUUUGACGGGAUUGAGGACUUCAUACCCUGUUCCUGCGUGAACACUCACACACACACACACACACACACACACACAAAAACGUACUUCAGGGAUACGAGGACCUUUCAUCAUGGAGUCCGCUCCGGCAGAGAUGAACACGCUUCCGAACGGGAAGGCUCCUGAGCUGGGAGAGGACAUGUGUGUGCAGAUGAGGACGCUGCUGGAGGAUGAUCAACAUGAUACUCCAGCUAGCAGAUUCGAUGAUCCUGAUGGAAACCUGGCAGAGAGUGUUGAGUUCCUACCCAGUGGGGAGGGCAAGAAGCCACUGCGCUUCACUGAUUUUGAGGGGAAGACGUCUUUUGGCAUGUCUGUGUUCAACCUGGGGAAUGCCAUCAUGGGCAGUGGCAUUUUGGGACUGUCAUAUGCCAUGGCCAACACUGGCAUCAUCCUGUUUGUAUUCCUCCUCACGGCUGUAGCUCUUCUCUCUUCCUAUUCCAUUCACCUGCUGCUCAAAUCCUCUGGCAUUGUGGGGAUCAGGUCGUAUGAGCAGCUGGGCUUCAGAGCUUUCGGAAUGUCGGGCAAGAUGGCCGCCGGAAUUGCCAUCUCACUGCAGAACUUUGGAGCCAUGUCCAGUUACAUGUACAUCGUCAAAUCGGAGCUGCCGCUGGUCAUCCAGGCUUUCCUGAAAGCCGACGUGAACUCCGGGGAGUGGUAUAUGGAUGGAAAUUAUCUGGUGAUCAUUGUGUCUGGUGGCAUCAUCCUGCCCUUGGCUCUGAUGAAGCAGCUUGGUUACCUUGGUUACUCCAGUGGCUUUUCCCUCAGCUGCAUGGUCUUCUUCCUCACUGCGGUCAUCUAUAAGAAGUUUCAGAUCCCCUGUCCGUUUGAAGAGUUCUCACCCAACAUCACGUCGACCCACCUCCACUCCAACGUCUCUGCGUUUGUUGACCACGCCCACGACCAUGCCCAUGGCCACGCCCACGGCUACCAUAACGGACACGCAGAGGACGAUUCCCACUGCGGCCCGCGCAUGUUCACCAUCAACACCCAGACGGCAUACACCAUCCCUAUCAUGGCCUUUGCUUUUGUGUGUCAUCCUGAAGUUCUACCCAUUUACACAGAAUUACGCAAUCCGUCUCAGAGGAGGAUGCAGCAUGUCUCCAACGUUUCCCUCCUGAUCAUGUACGUCAUGUACUUCAUGGCCGCGCUCUUCGGCUACCUGACCUUUUACGACAAAGUGGAGCCAGAGGUUCUGCAUACAUACAGUCGCAUUGACCCCUAUGACAUCCUGAUCCUCUGCGUCCGAGUGGCCGUCCUUACUGCCGUCACCUUGACUGUGCCUGUCGUGCUGUUUCCGGUGCGGAGGGCCAUUCAGGAGAUGCUGUUCCCCAAUAAGGUUUUCAGUUGGAUACGUCACAUUGGCAUCGCUCUGACCCUCCUAACCCUCAUCGACAUUCUCGUCAUCUUUGCCCCCAACAUCCUGGGCAUCUUUGGCGUCAUUGGUGCUACGUCUGCCCCGUGCCUCAUUUUCAUUUUCCCCGCCAUCUUCUACAUCCGCAUCGUUCCCAAAGACGAAGAACCCAUGAACUCCACCCCCAAAGUUGUGGCUGCCUGUUUCUCAGUUCUGGGAGUACUGUUUAUGAUAAUGAGUCUAAGCUUCAUCAUCAUUGAUUGGACAACAGGCGGCGGAUAUCCUGGGGGUGGCCACUAGGGGGCAGACUGCUGAUAUUUGGGAGAGGAGUUGGGGACAUAGAGUUGAUGGUUUGGGGUCAGGGGAUUUAUGAAUAUUUUUUUAAAUGUUUUUUUGUUUGUAUUUUGAGCUGUAUGUUGUGGAAGAUGGACUACCUCUGAAAGGAACCACAGGGUCUGGAAUUAUAGAAAUGCAAAGCAUCGCUCAAAAUGCAAGAUCUGAAAUACAUUGCCACACUAUUACUGCAGAAUAUUU